Molecule: messenger RNA, 4299 nt
Organism: Carcharodon carcharias (great white shark)
Lineage: Eukaryota; Metazoa; Chordata; Chondrichthyes; Lamniformes; Lamnidae
Gene: enpp2
Product: ectonucleotide pyrophosphatase/phosphodiesterase 2
Exons: 26
Coding region: 423-3032 (869 amino acids)
Biological process (GO): phosphatidylcholine catabolic process; immune response
Molecular function (GO): phosphodiesterase I activity; zinc ion binding; nucleic acid binding
Source: RefSeq, a predicted model, not a curated record
CAUCACACAGCUCGCCUUGCCUCUUCCCCAGACAAAGACUCCACUAUUUGGUACUGAACAAGAUGUCUUUGAAAAACAACAGUGGUGGCGUUUAGCUGGUUCAACAGCUGGGAUCCUCCCCAGCUCAAACAAAAUACACAAAAGACAAGGAGAAUCCACGUGCUGUUUUUUUUCUCUCUUGAAAGGGAAAAAUAGCUUUGCGGCACAACGUGGCAAGUUUUUGUUUUAGUUAGCAAGGUGUAAUCUUUUUUUUAGAAACCCAUCUGCUGUUCAAUGUGAAACAUGUUAAAGUAGGGCCAGUGAGACUCAGAAACGCUUGAGAUUGACAAGCUGAACAGGUGGGAUCAGUCUGGGCUUCCUUGAGGGAGCGAGUUGCGAGUAAGGAAUCCACUUCACUUGGCUGAAGCACCGUGUUCCCAACCAUGUUGAAGAGCAGUGACCUGAAGUGGUCCCAGAUCAUUUCAUUGUUGACAUUCAUAGCCGGGGUAAAUGUUUGCCAAGGAAUUAGCUUGAGUCGCUUGCAAAGAUCAGGAGACACUAACAAUCGCGAAGUUCUUUCAGAUUCAGCACGAGGUACUACUUCUGGGUCAUGCAGGGCCAGAUGUUUUGAACUGCAAGAGGCAACCCCACCCAACUGUCGCUGUGACAAUUUGUGCAAAAGUUAUAACAGCUGCUGUUUAGAUUUUGAUCAACUUUGUUUGAAGACAGGUUAUUCAUCACGUUUCAAUCCUCGAUCAAGAGGUAAGGCAGGUCGAGCAUGGGAGUGCAGCAAAGAUCGUUGUGGGGAAGCACGAAAUGAGGAAUAUGUUUGCCAGUGUUCUGAAGAUUGCAUGACUAGGGGAGAUUGCUGCACCAACUAUCAAGUUGCAUGCAAAGGUGAUAUACAUUGGGCGGAUGAAGAAUGUGAAGAUCUGAAGACACCAGACUGUCCAGCAGGCUUUAUUCGUCCACCACUGAUCAUUUUCUCUGUGGAUGGGUUUCGAGCUUCAUAUAUGAAGAAAGGAGGCAAGAUCAUGCCCAACAUUGAAAAAUUAAGAUCUUGUGGAACUCAUGCCCCCUACAUGAGACCGGUAUAUCCGACAAAAACCUUCCCCAAUAUGUACACCCUUGCUACUGGACUUUAUCCUGAAUCACAUGGAAUUGUUGGCAACUUGAUGCAUGACCCUGUGUUUGAUGCCAAUUUCAGCCUUCGAGGUAGAGAAAAAUUCAAUCCUCGAUGGUGGGGAGGACAGCCAAUCUGGGUGACGACUGUCAAUCAAGCAGUAAAGGCUGGCACAUUUUUCUGGCCUAUUGUCAUUCCCUAUGAACAAAGGGUAUUCACAAUACUUCAAUGGCUGAAGUUGCCAGAUAACGAAAGGCCCUAUGUCUAUGCCUUUUACUCAGAGCAACCAGAUGGUUACGGUCACAGAUAUGGACCAUUCAGCUCAGAGGUGACUGAUGCACUUCGGACAACAGACAGAAUUGUAGGGCAGCUGAUGGAUGGACUCAAACAGAUGAAACUGCACCGUUGUGUUAACAUCAUCUUUCUUGGAGAUCAUGGAAUGGAAGAUGCAAGCUGUGAAAAAACUGAGUUUUUGAGUAACUACCUUUCUACAGUUGAUGACAUCAUUUUGUUCCCUGGAUCAUUGGGACGUAUUCGUUCCAGAUAUAGCAAUAAUGCCAGAUAUGAUCCCAAAGCACUGGUUGCCAACCUUACUUGUAAAAAACCUGACCAGCAUUUCAAGCCCUAUUUGAAGAUGAAUCUUCCAAAGCGUUUGCAUUAUGCCAACAACAGAAGAAUUGAAGAUGUCCAUUUAAUGGUUGAGAGGAAGUGGUUGGUAGCAAGAAAACCAAUGGAUGUUACCAGAAAGCUCUCAGGAAAAUGUAGUUUUCAAGGUGACCAUGGCUAUGACAAUAAAAUCAAUAGUAUGCAGACUGUUUUUAUAGGCUAUGGGCCUAGUUUCAAAUUUAAAACCAAGGUUCCACCCUUUGAAAAUAUUGAACUGUAUAAUGUUAUGUGCGACCUUCUUGGACUGAAACCAGCUCCUAAUAAUGGAACCCAUGGCAGUAUGAACCAUAUUUUACGGAGUCCCCUGUACAGGCCGUCCAUGCCAGAUGAAGUGGCUAAACCAUCCCAUAUUGUGAUUGCUUCAGCAGUUCAGGAUGAUUUGGGUUGCACGUGUGAUGAGAGGAACAAAGGAGAUGAUCUGAACAAACGUCUACAGCACAGAGGCACAGAAGAAAACAAACAUCUACUUUAUGGUCGUCCUGCUAUUCUGUAUCGUACUAAGUACUAUAUCUUACAUCAUCAAGGCUAUAUAAGUGGAUAUAGUGAAACCUUCUCAAUGCCACUGUGGACUUCAUACACAGUUCCAAAACAGGUGGAGCUGUUUAACCUUCCAGAUUUUCUGAACAACUGUGUGAGACCUGAUAUACGCAUCUCUACAACACACAGUCAAACUUGUUCAGCUUACAGAGCAGACAGACAAAUUUCCUAUGGAUUUCUCUAUCCUCCCACCCUUGGUUCCUCGCUUGAUUCUAAAUAUGAUGCCCUUCUAACUUCAAAUAUUGUUCCAAUGUAUCCUGCUUUUAAAAGAGUGUGGAACUACUUUCACAAAGUAAUGGUGAAAAAACUGGCAACGGAACGGAAUGGAAUUAAUGUUAUAAGUGGUCCCGUGUUUGAUUAUGACUAUGAUGGUCUCUAUGACACACUUGAUAAAGUAAAUCGGCAAGUUGAUGGGUCAAUCCCAGUCCCAACUCAUUAUUACAGUAUUAUUACUAGCUGCCUGGAUAGUACUCAGCCUGUGGACAAGUGUGAUGGACAACUUACCGCGUCAUCAUUCAUUCUCCCACACAGACCUGACAACGAUGAAAGUUGUAACAGUAAUGACGAUGAAUCAAAAUGGGUUGAAGACCUCAUGAAGUUGCACACGGCACGUGUGCGUGACAUCGAACACCUGACUGGUUUGGAUUUCUACCGCAAGACCAGCAGAGCCUAUCCUGAAAUUCUUUCUUUAAAGACAUUCUUACAGACAUUUGAAAGUGAAAUCUAAACCUCUUGCCUCUUUGUUGUUCCUGCAGUACAUCUUUUACUUACAGGUGUAUAUUUUUUUAGUACUUUUUUUUUGUAUUUAUUAAUUCAAACCAUAGAAUAUUUUUAAGGCUGUUUCUUUAAAGCUUUGCACCUAAUAUGUCACACAUAAUAACAAGCAUGUGUCUUUCUCCCCCUCCUUUGUCAUUAUUUAGCUGUUUGAGUGAUGUUUCUGUUUAAACUGUUCGUACUACUGCAGCUUUUGUUUUUGCCUAAGAUUAGGAUUGGGGCCCAUGGGAUUGAAACUCGCAUUGUUAAGAAUCCCAAACUAUUCAGUGAAUUGUUUCUUCUGUAAUUUCUGUCCUGCAUAUUAAAAAAUAAGUUAUGUAAAGCUACAUUUAUACUUCACUGUUGCUGAGAUGAGGCAGACUUAUAAAGCAUAAAUAUUUGCAAAUCAAGUCACAAAUAUAAUAAACCCUGAAUCAAAUUUCAACAAUUGUGCUUCGAUUUGAAAAUAGAUCGUUUACCUGUUGAAGUAAAAUGUUAUAUUAAAUGCAAAAUAAAUAGGCUCCUACUUACACUUUCUUGCACAGUACAGAGAUGCUCUCAGCUGAAAAGAUAUAUGAAGCCUGAGAGGUCUAAAGGGAUGAAAGAAAAGAAAAUAGUGUAGUGGCUGCUUUUACCUUUGGGGGGGGGGCAUCUAUUUUUUCCUUUGAUAUUUGUUUUUUAUUGGAAUUUUUAUGUGUAUAAAUAUGUUCUGGAAUAAACUGCGAUCAAUACAAUUUUUCUUUUUAAAUAUGGGCUUCAAAAUAAGCUUUUACCAUGACAGUAAAUCUUGAGUUUUCUUUUUGAGAUUUAAGAGUUAUUCCACAUUAAAGAUGCUACAACUGGAGCAACAUGACAGCUUCAGUAUGGAUUGUCCAGGUCCAUCUCAACCCCUAGUUUGCUGGUCAGUCACAGAAUUUAAACAGAAUGAGAUAGGAAAUAGGUGUGCAACAACUGAAUGCCAUCUCAAAAUUCAAUGCAUUAAUCCAUAGUAGGGAAUGCCCAGAAUUACUGUCUCAAUUUCAUACAAGUUGCGAGUGUUUGCUGUGAAUUGGAUGUUUGUUAACAUUAGAACUGUGCACGCCAACCCUGUUUUUAUACAGACAAGGUUAAUUUUUGCAACAUACGAAUUAGGAGCAGGAGUAGGCUACUCAGCCCUUCAAGCCUGCUAUGCCAUUUAAUAAGAUCAUGGCUGAUCUGACUGCAACCUACCACCUACUCCUGAUAACCCUUCACCCCCUUCU